Fulvia fulva is the source of this 615-nucleotide messenger RNA. RefSeq lists its product as uncharacterized. NCBI's taxonomy places the organism in Eukaryota, Fungi, Ascomycota, Dothideomycetes, Mycosphaerellales, Mycosphaerellaceae. Bases 1 to 615 code for a protein of 204 amino acids. The transcript is spliced from 2 exons. The record is from RefSeq and is a predicted model, not a curated record.
AUGCGAUGUCUUGACCACAGUCAUCUCAGACUGAGCAGACUCGAGCUCGGGACCGAGGACGAGACAGAUGAAGUCUGGACCCUGCCGAUUACUGAACUGACGGCCAACGAUAUCCAACUGUUUACGUGGGUUCUGUCCUCAAUGCAGAGCGUGAAACUCUCGCUGUGGGCUUCCAUGCCAACCGAUGGAGUGUCUCGACACGCCAUAAGUGACAAGGAGCCCCUCAUGAUGCUCCUUCGCGGCCUUGAAGCCUCGGCCACUCUCAAGCACCUUUCAGUCAACUUUAGGCAUGGUCGGGUAUGGAACUCGACCUACAUUGGCCUGGAUCGUCUGCACUUUCCACAACUAGAAUCCCUACGCUGGAGUGGCAGCUAUGCCAUGCACUUCGAGCUCACGGAGUUGGCAAACUUCAUAACAACACAUCGGCCCACGUUGAAGCAUUUUGAACUGGGCCUCGCAAGAGUUGUGAACGAAGGAUGCAUCGUGAGCAAGAAGCUGUUCGAGAAGGGGAUUGCAUGUAACUUGCGGAAAUUCACUGGGGCGGGCGAUAUCGUUGUCUCGGCUGACACCGAGCAGGACUGGCUGUGGUGUAACGUGCCCCCUGAUCAAGACUGA